AUGACCUCUGAAUUUGACCCUGCUCCUAAGAGAACACGCGAAAGUACUUCGAGGGCUCGAACGGGGUGCAGCACUUGCAAAAGCCGUCGCGUAAAAUGCGACGAAGCAAAACCCAUCUGCCGACGUUGUGAGAUCGGGGGUCGAAGCUGCGAAUACAAAGCCGCAAGGGCACCGCAACAUCGCAACGUCAUUACGGUAUAUCUACCUCCCACGCGGAGCCAGCCUCCAUUCUUCAUAAAUGAACGCGGCCUCGACUACUUCCAUCUGAACCUUGCCGCCAAGUUGGACGCGCAAUCCGAUUCAAGCUUCUGGAGUAAACUGGUACUGCAACUAUCACACUCAGAACCGUCGGUUCGACAUGCAGUAUCAGCCAUCAGCGUCAUUUAUCAAGACGUCGAAUCGUCCUUACGGGAACCGCUAGGCUAUGUCGAGGCUAAUCGCGAGGCUCAACGGGAGUGGAUCAAGGCGGUUAGAACUUUAUCAGCUCGGAUCCAAGCACAACCUGAUUCAAACCUGGUGCCUUUGGUCUGCUGCCUUCUUUUCACCUGCAUCGAGCUCCUCAAGGGAAAUGUCGAGUCUUCUUUGCUCCACGCUCAAAAUGGAUUCAACAUUCUAGGCACUCUCCGCUACACCAACGAUAAAGCUCCGUCCUCGGUCUCCAGUCCCUCUUCCACCGAAGUGAGAGUCAUCGAAGACCACAUCGUUCCUAUGUUUUCACGUCUAAAUGUAUUGUGUUCUCUUGCCAACAAAGACACGCCGUCAAUACACACCCAAACACCCAAGGAAGGCUGUCCCCACGACGACCUCACUGAUUCUAGACGACGGCUCUUUAAUCUCUCAGACACCUGCAUUCGGUUCAUCCGCGACACUAUUCCUGAAGCUGCCAAGUUCAGAAUUGGCAUGGAGGAUCUCGCCACACAGAUCAAACUCGUAGCAAGGCUCGAGACAUGGCGCAGCGAGCUAGACGAUCUGAUCCAUCGGACCUCAAAGGACGGCAGCACGGUGCAGCAGGACUUGUUCCAUGUGCUCUUGGUCAAUUACAAAGUAGUUUAUAUCUGGCUGCGGGUCUGCACGGAAGCUGGGGAAACGGCUCCGGACUCUUACCACGCUGACUUUCAGGAGCUUGUGCAUCAUGCGGAGCAAGUCACCAGCUUGCGCGGGGGGACGGCAUCACCGCAGCCGCUGUCCUUCGACAUUCAAAUCUUAGGACCCCUGUUCUUUGCUGUCCUGAAAUGCCGCUACCCUACCACACGGAGGCGUGCGCUGGAGGUGCUGAAACUCGCACCUCGGCGGGAAGGCGUCUGGAAUGCACACCACGCGUACUUGACCGCUAAGCGGGUGAUCGAGCUGGAAGAGAGGCAUCUCAACGGGCGAGAAUUGCCAGAUGAGGUUUCGAGGCUUCACGGUCUCCCCCUUCCUGAUGAUAAGUGCCGCAUCCACAUCCCGGGUGAGGUGCCUCUGAGUGUUCGGAAUUUUGACCCCAGCAUCAUGUUCAGCCCGGCUUACCCAGUAAGGCUUGAGACUGUAUUCCACACAAAGCCAUGGGGCUUGUUGGGCGAUUUUCAGAUGAUGACGGAAUAUAUCAAUCCCUGA
Molecule: messenger RNA, 1593 nt
Organism: Clonostachys solani
Lineage: Eukaryota; Fungi; Ascomycota; Sordariomycetes; Hypocreales; Bionectriaceae
Source: the annotation of a GenBank genome assembly